This is a messenger RNA of Diprion similis, 2112 nucleotides long. RefSeq names its product UDP-glucosyltransferase 2-like. The transcript has 5 exons. The coding region runs from base 16 to 1629 and encodes 537 amino acids. The record is from RefSeq and is a predicted model, not a curated record. NCBI's taxonomy places the organism in Eukaryota, Metazoa, Arthropoda, Insecta, Hymenoptera, Diprionidae. Gene Ontology annotation, molecular function: UDP-glycosyltransferase activity.
AUCGAAUAGUCAAAGAUGAUCUUACGGUUCUGUAAAGGUGCUGGGGUGAAAGGGCGGCUGUGUUUUACGAUUUUUCUCUACAUUUUAUCGACCCUAUCGGAGGUCAGAGGGUACCGGAUAUUGAGUAUACUUCCCUACAACGCAAAGAGCCACGCCAUCAUGUUCGAGGCACUUUGCAAGGGGCUGGCUAAUCGCGGCCACCAGGUUGACGUUGUGGGACACUUCCCGCUGAAGAAGCCCGUCAAGAAUUACACCGACAUAAUAAACUUGGACGACCCCUCAAUCCCGAAAUUACAGAAUAAUUUGACAUAUGCAUACGUGAAGGCAACUGCACUGGAUAGACCCGUCGUGCCAUUUCUCACAUCCACCUUCGGAGCUGAACUUUGCAAAUUUAUGGACCACCCCGAGUUGAAGAAGCUGAUUAAAAACCCUCCGAAGGAUCCUCCCUACGACCUCCUCAUCGGCGAGGUCUUGGCUGCCCACUGUUUCCUGGCAUUGGGUCAGCACUUCAAGGUUCCGGUGGUGGCAAUCGUGACAUCUCCGAUGUGGCCGUGGUCGAGCGACUUCGUGGCGAACCCCGAUAACCCGGCCUACGUGCCCGGAGUUUUCUCAAAUCUCAUGGCGCCCAUGAAUUUUUGGGAACGGAUGACCAACACUUUGGACUUGAUCAGUAAAAAGAUGCAGUUUUACUACUACACCAGAGACCAGGAUGAGAUCAUAAGGAAACACCUCGGCCCGCAUGCUCUCGGAGUCAGAGAAGCCGAGAGAAACGUCUCUCUGAUCCUCGUCAAUUCUCACUACAGUUUGAACGGCGUCAGGCCAUUCACCACGGCGGUUGUCGAGGUCGGAGGAAUCCAUAUUCCAAAAGAAAUCGACCCGUUGCCUCACGACCUGCAAGAGUGGUUGGACCAGAGCAAAGACGGCUUCGUGUACGUAUCCUUUGGCUCGAUGCUUAAGAUCGAGUCAUUUUCGGCAGAAAUUUUGCACGCGCUUUACAAAUCCUUGGGAAAAUUGGCGCCUGUUAGAGUGCUGAUGAAAAUAGCAAAACCCGAUGAACUGCCACCCGGUUUGCCGAGCAACGUGUUGGUCCGUUCGUGGAUUCCGCAGCUCGGUGUUCUCUCUCACAAGAAUGCUCGCGUCUUCUUCACCCACGGAGGUCUGAUGUCGACCCAGGAGGCCAUCUACUGCGGCGUCCCGAUGAUAGGGGUGCCUGUCUUCUCCGAUCAGCCCCUAAACGUGGCUCGUUACGUCAAUAAGAACGUCGCUGUGGCGCUGCUCCACAACGAUAUGACCGAGGAAAAGAUCGACGCCGCCUUUGAGAAGGUCCUCGGCGACCCCUCAUACAUGGCAGCGGCGAAGAAGAUUUCCGCCGAAUUUCGGGACCGACCGAUGAGCCCGUUGGACACCGGGAUCUUCUGGGUCGAGUACGUCGUCAGACACGGAGGAUCGAAUAUCAGGUCACCGGCGAUGGAUUUAUCGUGGAUCCAAAUCGCGCUGAUCGAUGUCUUUGCCGUCCUGAUUCUCGGCUUGGCCGUUAUUGCCUACUUGUUUCAACUUUUCGUGAAGAAGCUUUUCGCCAUAUUGGUGACGGGUACCGAAGCAACGGCUCGCCACAAGAAGAUCAAUUGAAAUUGCGCGACGAAUUUCUUUACAACGAAGAUGAAAAGUCUCGUUGCGUUACAUUUCACCCCGAAAUCACGAUGAUUUCUGCAACACCGCUCAGGGCUCUUCGACGAGCGUACUAAUUAACGCGUUUACUCCUAAUUAAUUCGCACUCGUAUCUCGUAUUCAUGCAGCAGCAACAGCAGUGAUUAAAGCGCCGACUAAAUAUUUGAUACCCGCAUCAAAUGCAGGAUCCCUUCGAAAUGGAAUUCGCGUAUCAUCUCACACCGGGACUUCACAGACAAGGAAAGUUCCCCAAAUUCGCUUUUGUGAAUCUUUCGUCUUAGAUUCAAUCGUAUUUUAAUUUUCUUCAUUCACCACCGAAAGAUCCGAACAUCCGAAAGUUCGUCACGGAACCGUUGAACGAAAUUGAGUUCGUUACUUUUAGAGUACAGUAAUUUUGUCGAAUAAAUUGUGAUUUAUGUGAGUUGAAUAAGCAGCUCGUCAAGA